Messenger RNA from Diachasma alloeum, 1188 nucleotides. RefSeq names its product odorant receptor 9a-like (gene Or154). Bases 1 to 1188 code for a protein of 395 amino acids. The transcript has 9 exons. NCBI's taxonomy places the organism in Eukaryota, Metazoa, Arthropoda, Insecta, Hymenoptera, Braconidae. The record is from RefSeq and is a predicted model, not a curated record. Gene Ontology annotation, molecular function: olfactory receptor activity; odorant binding. Gene Ontology annotation, biological process: sensory perception of smell; detection of chemical stimulus involved in sensory perception of smell. Gene Ontology annotation, cellular component: plasma membrane.
AUGGUUGGGACGAGCAAUAGCGAAGACUUCUGGGAUCAGCCUUACUACUGGUUUACAAAGACUGUGUUUCGGGCGAUUGGUCACUGGCCGUAUCAGUCACGGCUGGAACUUCUCAUGUGCCGCACAGUACUACAAUUCACUUAUUGGAUUCAAAUAGUACCACAGAUAAUCGCAGUCAUUCGUCAUUAUGACGAUUUAGAUCUCAUCAUGGAGACGAUGAGUUCCUUUAUUACUGAUAUAGCUGUAAUAUGCAAUUUGAGUACGUUCUUUUUCAACUCUGACAAGAUUCAACUCCUCCUGGAGCAAGUCAAGGAGGACUGGAAUAUUUUUCCAAUGGAUAACGGGUUACAAUUGCUCCACGAAUAUACUCAAUUGGGAAAACAGAGGGCAAUACUGUAUUCAGGCGGUCUCUAUGCCUCAUGGUUCGUGUUUGUAAGUGAACCAGUACACGUCAAGUUAUUUCUCCUCUUCAAACCAUCGAAUAAAACAUUGCCAUUGAGAUUCGCUAUACCAGUGGAUUAUGGUCCACUUGACAUGGAAAAAUACUAUUACACUAUUCUAGUAGUAGCAGCUGUCUCCAUAUUUGGUAUUGUCACGGUGAUUGUCUCAGCUGACAUAUUACUGUUCCUCUACGCCCAACAUGCGUGUGGGAUAUUUGCAGCAUUGGGAUUUGCCAUCGAAAAUUUACCAGUUGAUGACUCCUUCCGGGAUAAGACGAAAGAUUAUGAAUAUCAGUAUAUGAAGAAGUGUGUUAUAAUACAUCAUCGAACACUUGAGUUUUCGAACACCAUUGAAGAUAUUUUUUGCUGGAAUUUUUUUGUGAUGAUUGGGCUCAACAUGAUCGUCAUAAGCAUGACUGCGGUGCAGGUUGUUACCAAUCUGGAUGCAGUAGCCAGACUUUUCAAGACCUUGGUUUACGCGAUUGCUCUGACGGUGCAUCUAUUCAUUCAAUGUUUCAUGUCACAACAGAUUAUAGACAGCAGUCUUGGCGCUCAACAAAGCUUAAUGAAUGCGAGAUGGUAUCUCAGUACAGACCAAACGAAACAAUUGUUGCAAUUUAUGAUCAUGAGGAGUCAAAUUCCGUGUCAGCUGACUGCCGGGAAGGUGGUGCUCAUGUCCCUAAAUACAUUCAGUUCCAUAAUCAGAACCUCGGUGACUUAUUUCACAGUAUUCUUAGACAUGCAAUAA